Messenger RNA from Atta colombica, 1110 nucleotides. It is a transcript of the gene heix, whose product is annotated as ubiA prenyltransferase domain-containing protein 1 homolog. The transcript is spliced from 2 exons. Gene Ontology annotation, molecular function: prenyltransferase activity. Gene Ontology annotation, biological process: menaquinone biosynthetic process; vitamin K biosynthetic process. NCBI's taxonomy places the organism in Eukaryota, Metazoa, Arthropoda, Insecta, Hymenoptera, Formicidae. Bases 95 to 1102 code for a protein of 335 amino acids. The record is from RefSeq and is a predicted model, not a curated record. Gene Ontology annotation, cellular component: Golgi membrane; endoplasmic reticulum.
CGUCAUAUGAGUUGUCGCAACAGUCUUGGUUUUAACCUAAUUUCAUUUGUACCUGUUUUCCAAAAGAAUCUCAGUAGUUCUCUGUACAUGAAACAUGAUGUCUAAUGGUAUUCAGAAUCUGACUGAGCAAAUUGAAGAUACCUCAAUGGGAAAUAAUGUACAUCAUUCGUCAUUGGUAUCAUCGCCAUCGUCGGCCUUGAAUUCUCCCCUCAUGAAGCUAUCUUCGUAUUUUCUGGCAGUACGACCGUGGUCGCUGAGUGCGUCAUUGAUGCCGACACUUCUCGGAUCAGCGCUUGCAUAUCGACUACCAGGCCUGGCAAGCUUCAAUUGGAUAUCGUUAUGCCUUACUGUGCUUAUAGUGUUUUGCGUGCAUGGUGCUGGUAAUGUAGUGAACACUUAUUUUGACUAUGUGAAAGGCGUUGAUAGUAGAAAAAGCGACGACAGAAUAUUGGUAGAUGAGUUACUGUCCAAAGACGAAUUGGUUACAUUGGGGGCAUUCCUAUAUGCAGCAGGAUGUUUAGGAUUUGUCUUACUGGCAGUCCUCUCUCCUGCAAAGAUGGAACAUUUGGCUCUUGUGUAUUUUGGAGGUCUGUCCUCCUCCUUUCUCUAUACAGGAGGUAUAGGAUUGAAAUAUAUCGCUCUGGGCGAUGUACUUAUCUUAGUUAUAUUCGGUCCAAUUUCAGUUCUAUUUGCGUUUAUGGCGCAAACUGGUUAUGUUGAACUAGGAACAAUUUAUUACGCGAUACCACUUGCCUUGAAUACUGAGGCUAUUUUGCAUAGUAACAACACGAGAGAUAUGGAAAGUGACGAGAAAGCAGGAAUCGUAACAUUAGCUAUUUUAAUAGGUCAUACCGCGUCUUACGUUUUGUAUGCUUUUUUACUAUUUACACCAUAUAUAAUUCUUAUAGUAGUGGCGUUUAGAUAUUCCCUCUGGUUUGUACUGCCAGUGAUCACUUUGCCGACUGCCUUUAAAAUAGAAAAGGACUUUCGCAAUCCGCAUAGAAUUCAAAACGUGCCUAAACGGACAGCUGGAUUAAAUUCGUUUCUAGGUAUUUUAUAUGUUCUCGCUUGUUUACUCGUGGGCUCGCUUCCUUAUUUGUAAAUUAUUCA